GGAAGGCCCAAGAAAAGCCCAAAUGAAGAAAAUGGGGGAAAGAGGAUUGUCUGUGCUUGUGAUGACAGUGAAGUCGACUGAGGCUGAGCUGAGCUCAGAGCGGUGGUUGGCAAUGGCGGAGGACUUGGUCAGAGCAUGGAGGACGGCCUUUCUCAGUCUUCGGGACGAAAUCCUAACCACUCCGCCGCCUACUCCUCAUCUUCUCCACCAACUCCUUUUCUCACAUUCUCAAACUCUAAUCUCCGCUGCUCCCGACCUUCCUCUUCACGAGCUCAUCUCCGAUUUGCUCUUUCUAAUGGAGCUUCUUUCUACUUCUCACAAUCACUCUGCCUUCCCUCAAUUCUCACGCCUUAUCCACGACAUAUGCCAUCGCGUUCCUCUCCAGCUCAACUCAUCGUCCUGGACUCAGUUUCUUCAAUCUCUCCAAAUCUUAAUCCACUUUUUCAUCACCACUCCACCUGAGUCUGCUACUGAGUCUCUUCUCCAAUGCUUCGCCACGUUAAGGUGUCUCUUGAAAGGAUACCGGAGAAAAAUGUCAUCUUCAGAUGAUAUUCAAUUGGUAAAAUUCUUGGUUGGCAUAAUUGCAGUCUCUCAUUCAGAGUUGACAGCUAAGAGGAUGAUCAUCAACCAGUCUGAGACAUCCUUGUGGGAAGUUCAGACCUUUGCCUUCACCAUGCUUGAGGAAGCCAUCUCCAGACUUGGAUCAUCAUUUUCUGCUCAUCUAUGGAUAUCAACCAUUGAGGUGUUUAGGAAAAUGAUGGAUGUUUUGGCAUCUAAGACCACGCUUUUGGAAGAUAGUGUCAAGUCCAGGUAUUAUGCAGCUCUUUUGCAUUGCCUGCAUUUGGUUCUUAUGGAUCCUAAGGGUUCCCUUUCUGACCAUGUGUCGAGUUUUGUGGCUGCAUUGCGAAUGUUCUUUACUUAUGGGCUCAAUGGUAAACCCCAAUUUACAAUUCCAGUUGAUGGUCACAAGGAGAAGGAACUUAGCAUAACAGAAUUCAAGUCACCGUUGGAAGAACCUAAAAGAACAGAUCGUGCUCCAUAUAGGCCUCCACACUUGCGUAAAAAGGACAUUUCAGCUUGGAGUUCUCCUAGUUUCUCAGAUCAUGAAUCUUCUAGACAAGACUUUACAUCUGAUGAUUCAGACUUCAGCGAUAGCGAUGCAUCAGUUAAAGACGCUGACAGUGCUCUGAAACUAAGGGUUAGAAUAGCAGCAUUGGAUUGCAUCAAGGAUCUUUGUCAAGCUGAUUCUAAAUCCUUUACUACUCAAUGGACAUUGCUCUUGCCAACCUGUGAUGUAUUGCAACCAAGGAAGUUUGAGGCGAGUUUGAUGACAUGCUUGCUAUUUGACCCUUAUUUGAAGGCACGGAUUGCAUCUGCCUCUACUCUGGCAGUCAUGUUGGACGGACCUUCUUCAGUCUUUUUGCAGGUAGCAGAAUUCAAGGAACCUUCAAAAUCUGGAUCUUUCACAGCACUUUCAAUUUCCUUAGGGCAUAUCUUGAUGCAGCUGCAUACAGGUAUUCUUUACUUGAUUCCACGGGAAAACCAUGGUAGAUUGCUGGUGUCCUUGUUCAAAAUUCUCAUGCUUUUGAUAUCAUCCACACCAUAUUCAAGAAUGUCUGCGGAGCUGUUGCCAACAGUUAUAACAUCUAUACAGAAAAGGAUUGAAGUUGGUUUCCCUUUCAGAAAUGAUCAGACAGGUCUACUGACUGCUUCUUUUAGUUGUUUGACAGCAGCUUUCACUAUCUCACCGUCCUCAAAGCAAGUUAAAGAAGUGCUUCUUAAAGAAAUGAAUGAAGGUUUCAUUGAGGCUGAAAAGAAGCCAGGUGUUCUUUUUACUUUGUUUUAUUACUUGGAAAAAGUAAACAAUCACACAGUAUGCUUAGAGGCUCUCCAGACUCUUAGGGCUGUUUCACACAAUUAUCCAGUCAUUAUGUUUUCCCGUUGGGAGCAAGUUUCCACUAUGGUUUAUGGAUUUUUGAGGGCUGCAACACCUGAAGCUAACACAAGACCAUGGAAGGCACACGUUGGCAAUACUAUGGGACCUUUUGGUGAAAAGAUUAUUAUAGCAGCUAUAAAGGUUCUGGAUGAAUGUCUUCGUGCAAUAUCAGGGUUUAAAGGAACUGAGGAUCUUUUAGAAGAUAAAUUACUGGAAACCCCCUUUACUUCUGACAACAUAAGGAUGAAGAAAGUUUCAUCAGCUCCAUUGUAUGAACAAGAGAUCUCAGAAGGUAGUAAUGAAUAUAAUGCUGGUCAGUCAGGAAUUCUGCUAUGGUGCGAGGCACUCGAGAAGCAUUUUCCUUUAAUUCUGCGACAUGCUUCUGCAAUGGUGAGAGCCGCAUCAGUCACAUGUUUUGCGGGCAUAACUUCCUCUGUAUUCUUCUCUCUUACGAAGGAGAAACAGGAUUUCAUUCUUUCUGCUGCGAUUUAUGCAGCCAAACAAGACGAGGUGCCUUCGGUUAGAUCAGCUUCUUGUCGAGCCAUUGGUGUCAUUUCAUGUAUUCCUCAAGUUUUCCAGAGUGCAGAGAUCCUAAACAAGUUGAUCCACGCAGUGGAGAUUAAUACCCGUGACCCCUCAAUCUCGGUGCGAAUUACUGCUUCCUGGGCUUUGGCGAACAUAUGUGAUUCUAUCCGGCACUGUAUCGAUACUCUUGCUUUGGAAGGCUCCACCGAUUAUACUGCAGUUUCUGAAUCAGUGGCAUUACUAACUGAUUGUGCUUUACGACUAUCAAAUGAUGGAGACAAGAUAAAAUCAAAUGCCGUGAGGGCUCUGGGAAAUCUUUCAAGAUUUAUCAGAUGUAGAAGUCAACAUGGUUUUCAUGGAAAAAUAACAGAUAAAACCACCUUAUCUCCGAAGACCAGGGGCUCUAUGGAUUUACCGUCAACUAGUGAUUGUAGAGAUAGUAAUCAAGGUGCAUCAAUUUCAUACCAUCCAGCUUCUUUUGGUGAUUCACGCUGGUUUGAGAGAACAGUGCAGGCAUUUAUUUCUUGCGUUACAACUGGGAAUGUUAAGGUUCAGUGGAAUGUUUGUCAUGCGUUGAGCAAUCUAUUUCUAAACGAGACAUUAAGAUUGCAAGAAAUGGAUUGGGCUUCAUCAGUCUUCAGUAUUCUUCUACUAUUAUUACGUGAUUCUUCUAAUUUUAAGAUCAAGAUACAAGCGGCUGUGGCAUUGGCUGUGCCGUCAUCUGUACUUGCUUAUGGAAAUUCCUUCUCCGAUAUUGUUAAGGGCCUGGUUCAUUUAAUGGAAAAUCUAGGUUCAAACCAGAUUUCAGCACCAUCGAGUUUCAAGUAUCGGGUUGCACUUGAAAACCAGUUGACCUCAACUUUGUUGCAUAUUCUUAGCCUUGCUUCGAGAAGUGAGCACGAGCCUUUGAAAGAUUUUCUUGUAAAAAAAGCUUCAUUUGUUGAGGAGUGGUUAAAGGGUGUUUGUACAUCAUCAUCAUCGACGUCGUCAUCAAGUAGUGAAGCUUCUUUGGUUGGAAACCAGAAGAAAGAGAUGAUAUGCAAAGCAAUUGGGUCAUUAAUUGAGUUGUUCCAAGGUAUAAACCAGUAUGCAAUUGCCCACAAAUUUCAAAACUUAUUGGACAACAACAUCCUAAUCCAAUAAUUUUUUCUAAAUCCUAAUUAAUUAUUUCUUUGGGGAUUUUUGUGUAUAAUAUACAGUACAGAUUAUUAUUAGGUCAAAAAGUUUUGUUUUCUUUUGUUGUCAUAUUUUGUUUAUUAUUGUAACACAGUAAUACAGUAGUAGUAAAGAAAUUUUUAUCUUUUUUUUUUUUAAUGUGUAUGAAUAAAAAUGUAUAAUUGAAUGAGUUAAAAUGAUUAAGAAUGUGUCAAUAGAAUCAAA
This is a messenger RNA of Cannabis sativa, 3841 nucleotides long. RefSeq lists its product as uncharacterized. The record is from RefSeq and is a predicted model, not a curated record. Lineage: Eukaryota; Viridiplantae; Streptophyta; Magnoliopsida; Rosales; Cannabaceae. Bases 23 to 3604 code for a protein of 1193 amino acids. The transcript has 26 exons.